CAGCGAGUUCAGGUACCACUGGGCACCCAUGAUCGGUCCAAAGGCAGAGAACCAGGAUACCACGGGAAACCGUUGCCAUGCGAAGACCUGCGUAUCGACGGCUGGUACUUACUGGACUUUCGAGGAGAGUAGGCACAUCAAUGCAGAUGACAAAUGCUAUCCUUAUACGAGUGCUAGUAGGAAAAAUUGAGGAUCGCGAGCGGCUGCUUAGCAUACUUUGCAGAGUCGAAGUCGUUCAAAAGGACCCAAACUGGAACUGCGUCGUGUGGGUCAUGCAGGCUUGGAGAAAUCUCCAAGAUGAUGGGCUUGCAACGGGAAUCGCUGUUUUGGAGUGGAAGACAGUUCGAGAUGCAGCUAUGGCCUUCUGCCAGAGAAAACAUGACGAACAUCGAUUCGAUAUUGGAGGUCAAUUCCCUAUAUCUGGAGUACCUCCGACCUACGGUUUGUUGACGAGUAAACUACUGUCUCCAUGAGCGACUGGAGGAAUUAAACCAAACGGAAAAGGCAAUUAGGUAAGUAAGAUGAGUUCGGGAUAAACAAGAUCAUGGAGUUGUGGUGGUCAUUAUCAUUUAAUCUUUAUCUAUACAGGUUCGUGAGGUGUAGUUUUGUGGUAUCGUGAC
Messenger RNA from Aureobasidium subglaciale EXF-2481, 620 nucleotides. RefSeq lists its product as uncharacterized. The record is from RefSeq and is a predicted model, not a curated record. The transcript has a single exon. Bases 78 to 473 code for a protein of 131 amino acids. Lineage: Eukaryota; Fungi; Ascomycota; Dothideomycetes; Dothideales; Saccotheciaceae.